CGGAGCUAUUACGAGGUGCUGGGCGUGGAGCGCGGCGCGAGCGCGGGGGAGAUUAAAAAGGCGUACUACGCGUUGGCGAAGAAGUAUCACCCGGACACGAAUAAGGGCGACGAGGAGACGGAGAAGCGGUUUCAGGAGGUGCAGAAGGCGUACGAGGUGUUGAGGGACGCGAAGACGCGAAGCGCGUACGACCAAGUCGGACACGCGAAUUACGAGAGCAUGGAGAACGGCGGGGGCGGGGCCGGGGGAGGAGGGUUCAGCGGGUUCCAAGAUUUCGGCGGACGAGGUGGAUUCCAAGGGUUUUACCAGAGCGGCGGCGGCGCGGGUGGGUUCGAUCCGUUCGAGGAAGUUUUGCAAGACUUCUUCGGCGGCGGUCGCGGCGGCGCUCGCGAUAUUCAGGCAAACGUUCAAAUAACCCUGGAUGACGUCCGCCGCGGCGUGAGCCGAGAAAUCAACAUUCCAGAGACGGUGACGAACGUGGACAUCCCAAAGGGCGUCGAGGAUGGGCAAAGACUGCGCGUCGCCGGCGAAGGCAUUCGCGGCGUCGGAGGGCGCGUAGGUAGCUUAUAUAUCAACGUCCAGGUCAGGAUGGAUCCGCGAUUUAGACGCGUCGGAAGCGAUUUGGUCACGAGCAUCGAUAUUCCCUUCCCUACCGCCGCUUUGGGGGGCACGGUGAAGGCGCCGACGAUGGACGGCGAAGUCGAGGUCAAGGUUCGCAAGGCGACGCAACACGGAGACCAGUUACGAUUGCGCGGGCGCGGUUUGCCGGUUCUCGGCACCGCUCUCGUCGGUGAUUUGUUUGUUAGGUUUAGCGUUUCGACGCCCGCAAAUUUGUCGCCGCGGCAAGAAGAGCUCUUGAAAGAGUUUGCCGAGGAAGAGACG
Ostreococcus lucimarinus CCE9901 is the source of this 882-nucleotide messenger RNA. RefSeq lists its product with no specific name. The transcript is spliced from 2 exons. The annotation marks the transcript as partial. Gene Ontology annotation, cellular component: cytoplasm. NCBI's taxonomy places the organism in Eukaryota, Viridiplantae, Chlorophyta, Mamiellophyceae, Mamiellales, Bathycoccaceae. Gene Ontology annotation, biological process: protein refolding. The record is from RefSeq and is a predicted model, not a curated record.